AUGUACGAUGAGAACAGCAACGCAGCAGCAGCAGCAGCAGCAGCAAGCAGUACUUCUUCAACGGGUCUUAUGUCGCAGUUGCUUAAUGUUAAAGAUUCCAGAUGGUUACAGCUGGAGGUAUGUCGCGAAUUUCAAAGAGGUCAGUGUUCGAGAUCAGAUAUAGAAUGUAAAUUUGCACACCCACCUCCACACGUUGAUGUACAGAAUGGCCGUGUUACUGCUUGUUAUGAUUCCAUUAAGGGUCGAUGCACUCGGGAAAACCCAAAAUGCAAAUAUUUGCAUCCGCCACAACAUCUGAAGGAUCAGUUACUGAUAAAUGGUCGAAAUAAUUUGGCUCUCAAAAAUUUAAUUUGUACACAGUUGAAUCAGAAUGCAGCAGCAGCAGCAGCAGCAGCAGCUCCUGCUACACUUUCAACAAUGAAUCCAUUAGCGCAGUUGGUCGUCAGUGGUCAGGCUAGUCCUGCAGCACUCAAUGAUCAGCUUCUCAUCGUUCAACAACAACAGCAGCAAGCUGCCGCUGCAGCUGCCGCACAAGCUGCAACUUUAGUUCCAGCUGCACUUCCUUAUCAGUAUUAUCAGGGUAUCACCACCAUGUAUCCAACACUUGUGCCUGUUCCAAGCAGUGAUGCUGCAGCUGCUUAUCAAGCGUCCCUGGAAGUGGCAGAACUUUCAAGGAGCAUGAUUUCCGGAAUACGCCCGACACUUGUAUGCACAUUAAGUACAUACGCAACAAUAAGUAGUAAUUUGGUAGUUGAUAAUGAUGCGUUUCACUUCGUCUAA
Molecule: messenger RNA, 780 nt
Organism: Brugia pahangi
Lineage: Eukaryota; Metazoa; Nematoda; Chromadorea; Rhabditida; Onchocercidae
Source: the annotation of a GenBank genome assembly